This is a messenger RNA of Cyphomyrmex costatus, 7239 nucleotides long. RefSeq names its product sickie (gene sick). Gene Ontology annotation, molecular function: protein binding; ATP hydrolysis activity. The coding region runs from base 1 to 6627 and encodes 2208 amino acids. Gene Ontology annotation, biological process: nervous system development; neurogenesis. The record is from RefSeq and is a predicted model, not a curated record. The transcript is spliced from 22 exons. NCBI's taxonomy places the organism in Eukaryota, Metazoa, Arthropoda, Insecta, Hymenoptera, Formicidae.
AUGGCGUGUAUCAGGGCGCCAAGAUCCGUGCGCGGUUCUAUCGACGACAUCAAGGCCGAGUCCACACGUAAUGUUGUGCAGAUCUAUACAGAUUGGGCGAAUUAUUAUUUGGAACGAGGGGGUUGCAAGAAAAGAGUGACCGAUCUCCAGGCUGAUCUCUGCGACGGUGUCCUUUUAGCUGAUUUAGUAGAGGCUGUCACUAAUCAAAAAGUGAUCGACGUAAAUCGAAAGCCAAAAAGCGCCCAACAAAUGGUUGAAAACGUGAGUUUGUGCGUGGGAGCACUGCGGGCUCUGGGGGCGGAUGUAGGAGCCGUGAACCCGGGUGAAUUGGCGGCAGGAUCAACCCUGUGGCCGGUACUGGCUUUGCUCUUCGCCCUGUCACGCUACAAACAGCGAGCCAAGCAGCUGCAGGAUAUGCCCAGAUUGCCGUCGCCCUAUAACAAACAAUCGUCGGGAGUUGGUGGUGCUGGUGGUGGUCCUGGGGGUGGCACGAGCAUACCCCAGCCCGCGACUGUUGCCGCUACCAGGAGAUGCCCUCCGGACAAAGUCAGACCGGCUCCGGCACCAACACAUCAAUCACAACUCGGUGGUCUAAAACACGGGAAUGGCGGCGUGGGUAGCGCGAGCAGUUCUAGAAGCACUAGCCCGAGUCAACAACAACCGUCUCAGGGUGGUCUUUCAUUCAUUCCGCAACCUAGAAGUCAAAAUCCGAAUCGACAACCCACGGCAACAACGCCAAGCCCUCGAGCAUCCACAGUAGGCCGACCCAAUGGAGGUCUGAGAUCCCAACAAGCCCUACCGUAUUCUGGAAAUACUGUCUCGGCACCUCAGCCAAAUAAGAAUUCUGUAUUGGACAAGUUUAAACUUUUCAAUAAUAAAGAUAAAAAUCAAGAGCGAGGAAAGACUUCAUCAGGAGUUUCAAAACGCACUUCCAGUUCUUCCGGAUUUUCUUCAGCUCGAUCUGAACAUUCAGACAGUUCGACUUCCUUGUGCGAUCAAAGUAAAGCCCAAGUUCAGGAAUCGCCAAAAAGUCGUGCGUUGAAAUCAAAACUGCAAUCGGCUAAACCAGCAAAACAGGCUAGUCCGAAAACAGGCAGGAAGGAGCAGAACAAACCCCAGAGUAAGAUUGCGCGCACGAACAAAGGUCCACCAAGCUCCUUGGAAAAGCUAACAACGCUCUAUAAUAAUCCUGUCGUUGAGCAAGAUGUUAAAAUUGCUGCUAAAGCUAUCGGCACCAAAUUAUCAAGUGACAGGAAAACUCCGACUCUUCAAGAACUGGUGAAGCAACCAGUAAUACAAUCUCCUAAACUGAAUCCUUCCGUCCUAACGUCACCUAGACAAAUCAGUCUUCAAGAUACCAAAAACGUGAACUUGAGGAACGAACUACCGACCACGAAACUUUCACCCCGACCUAAGAUGGAACUUCCGGGCAAGAUAUCGGAUCAAAAAAUUUAUUUACAAAGUGUGAAGCCACCGCCGAAUGGUCUGAACAAAGACUUUAUGAUGCAGAAAGCUAUUUUAGCAAAUACCAACGGUAUUAUCAAGCCAUCCGAAUCGAGGGAGACACUUGUUCAUGAGAAUGAUACUUUCAAUCGCACUCUAAGCAUGAACCAGACAAACUUAUCAGAUGGCAAGGAUUUUACGGCAAAACAAAAAGAGCCAGAAGUUUUAGAAGCUAAUCACGAACAGCAAUCAGAGAUUGAAAGUUUUGAUUUAUCAAAGACUCGAGUAUUAAAUCAGGAGAAGGUUAUUUGCGAGGAAGAAUUAGAAUCUAUCGAUACUUCCAAUAACGAUAAACAAGAUUCUGUGGCAAUGAACUAUGUUAACUCAGCUGAUGAAAAACUAACUAAUAGUGAAAACGGACUAACGAGUACACCCACACAAAGCAAUCUGAAUUUUGGAUCCAGUAAACCGUUAGCAAGUUUAAACAGUCCUCUUCACGGUCCCAAUCCGGCCGGGCUUAGUCCGGGUUCCAGCAUCCCGAAACCUACUGCUCUUGUGAAAGGCACAUCGAAACCAUCGAAAGACAAUAGCACGCUCAGCGGAAUGCCAACACCGACAAAGCCGAAGAGUGGUGAUACUCUUCAUCGCAAACUCGAUCCUAAUACGGUAGCGAUGGUGUCACCGAUGCCGAGUAUUUCGGACCUUAUGUCCGACAGCUCGCAUAGCAAUUCUAACAGCACCGGGCAGAGUAAUUCGAGCGACAGUAGUGUAAUUUAUAGGCCAAGCAGUGAGAGCGGUAGCGAAAUUAAGACGAUCCCUAACCGGAAGAUUGACACUACGUUUGAACAAAUGGAAAAGGUGCUGUCGGAAAGUUCGACGUGCGGUGGCGCUUUAGCAGACGAUGAGGCCGAGAUGACUGUAAAACCUAUGCAACCUCUUUUGCGCGGGUACACGCCUGGGGCCCGAGGCUUACAGACUCUACCAAGCCGUACUACGACACGACAAUACACCGUCCUGCAUUCAUCGUCGCAUCAUCAUGUUGGUAGUCACCACGAUUAUACCGACGUAGAGGUCGCUUCCGGUUAUCUGAGCGACGGUGAAGUGCUACGUGGAGGUGGCAUGAGUGUUGGCAGCAGAACUCUUUCGGAUCUAUGCGACGGAUACAUGUCUGAAGGCGGCGCAUCCCUAUACGCACGCAGGAUCAAUCCUUCCUAUAGUCACGAACAUGACAGGUACGUAGGUGGCUCGCGGCGAGAGCUGUCGGGGGUGAAGGAACUGGUAACCUCGAGGCGGGUACAGAAGAAUCGGCCGUCAGGGAUCGCGAGGUCGGAUGGCGGCUGCAUUGGGGGCGUCAGUCCGGGAAGCGGUGGCAGCGGCGCCUUGGCGGAGCUCACAAUCGAGGAGCUGGCUUCCAUUCCCGCCGGAAAUCACACCUCCGCCAAUCACACGGGACAUCCCUCUCAUCACAAGGAUAAACAUCGGAAACAGACCAUGGCCGAAUAUGCGAAUGGUGAGAAACCGCAAAAGGUUUCGUCGGGCACGUCAACCAGCAACAGUAGCAAAGUUCGUGGGGUACCGCAAAGCUUUGGCUAUGUUAAGAGACACAGUGCGGGAACCAGUUCGAGUCCCAAUGGUGUCCAAAAUGGUAGCAAAGAUGCUACCAGAACUGCUCAAGUUAGCGCCGUGCCAAGGACCAAGGUCAAGGUCUCCGGUGGCACACAAACGUGCACCACAGAAUUGCAAGCAAAUUCUUCGGGAUCAAAUCAGGGUCAUCACUACAAGAGCUACAGCCUUACUGGUCCCAGCGCUAGUCAACUUUCACAGUCAGUUCGAGAUCGUCUCAUGUUGGGCUCACAGAGCCUGCCAAAACCCGGUAGUCCAGAAUUCACCGCUCUUUUUGCAUCUGCCCAUCAUCGCGAGAGAGGAGCUGGCAUUGGACCCACGAGCGCGUCAUUUUCACCCCGGGUAUUGAAACCAUCUGAUGGUAGCCUCAGCGACACAUGCAGUAAUUACGCCGCACCUGAUCUUCAGGGCUACUAUGGCACCCCCAACAGUCCCUAUACUACUUCAUGGAUGAGACACAGCAAUACCUAUACGCCUAGCGGAAGAUCUCAAGGAAUGGGUUUGUGUGAAGCGGAUAGCGUAGAAUCAUUGGGCUCGCAUCGUGCGAGCUUGACACAUGCCCGUCUCCUAAUGCACCAGAGAGAUUCUACAGGAUCCCCAGCGCCGCCCAGAUUGAACAGGAGCAACUCUAUCAGGUCCACUAAGAGCGAGAAAAUGUACCCGUCAAUGUUGGCACGCGGAAGCGGCGCCUCAUCGUCGGUGGGCGAGGAGGUCGGAAUAGGUAUAGGAGUUGGAGUCGAGCCGUAUUACAGCGUUCCUGUGGGAUCAGCGGGAUGUACUGGCCAACACUGGUCCCAGCCGACGUCGCCGACGCCCACACAUACCUCACGGCAGCCGCCUAACUUGUAUCAGCACGUACAUAAGGACGACGACAUUCAUGGAUCUUCGGUAUCCUUGGUGUCCACCACAAGCAGUCUUUAUAGUUCGGCUGAGGAAAAACAAGCGCAUGAGUUGAGAAAAUUGCGUCGUGAAUUACUGGACGCUCAAGAGAAGGUGCAUUCGUUAACUAGUCAACUUUCUACAAAUGCACACGUGGUCUCAGCUUUUGAACAAUCACUGUCCAAUAUGACCCAGAGAUUGCAGCAACUUACAGCUACAGCUGAGAAGAAGGAUUCCGAGCUUCAGGAACUACGAGAAACGAUCGAAAGACUGCGCAAGCAGAGUGCCGAAGCUGGAUUGAACAGCGGUCCAACUGCGAAUAGUGGUCGGCGUCAUACUUUAGGUGACUCCGAAUCCGGUACCACUGGCUGCACUGGCAGCAGCAGCAGCAAUAAUCAUCAGGGUGCAUCAAUGGCAAGACAGCUAUCCGCGGACAGCGUAACGUCUCUGAACUCUUUAAGCAGCGCUUGCUCGGCCAGUAGCAGUCAUCACAAAAAGAAGGGCUGGCUACGCAGCUCCUUCUCCAAGGCCUUCUCGAGGUCGCGCAAAAACCGACAUGGUUCGGUUUCUGAUGCAGAGGACUGCAAGGAGAGUCCUGGUGGUGAUCUGAGCGCUCCCAACAGUCCUAGACUGCCAACCGCAUCCAAACACGAGUCUUCGAGAGCACAAACUGUGAGGAGCAACGGUCAGAAAUCUCCUGAUCAUGAGAAUCCUUUGUCGGGAAGCAAGAGCAGCUCAGCACUGUACAAGAAAGAGGAUGAAGAUGUGGAUGAAUUGAAGAAACAAUUGAGAGAGAAGGAUUUAGUGCUCACAGAUAUCAGAUUGGAAGCAUUAUCUUCAGCGCACCAGCUGGAGUCUUUAAAGGACACGGUCAUCAAGAUGAGAUACGAGAUGCUGAACUUGAAACAGAACAAUGAACGUCUCCAACGACUAGUGACCUCAAAAUCGCUCACUUCUUCGCAAUCCUCUCUACCUAGUGACCCAGAUCGACGUUUCAGUAUGACUGAGGUAGCGUCGAGUGUCGCAGCGUUGUCGAACGGCGACGUCAGUUCCACGGCUGAUCAACUGGAAGAUCUUAACGUCCCAGUCGAACACUCCGUCGUACCAUCGAGCGCAACGACUACGGAACCAGUUCUCGAGCAAGACACUGACGGCAAGAGAAUCAAUGUGGCCGUUUAUCUCGGCAGUGAGCGAAAUUUUAACUAUAAUUUGAUUACCGGGAGCUGCGCUGACGGCACUAUAGGCGAGCCACCACAUUGCAUAAUCGCCAAUGUGUGUAUCAGUAACAAAACGAGCUGGGACGCGCUAGAUUCUAUGGUGAGACGUUGCUUCAAGGAAUACGUUUUCCGAGUGGAUCCCGUAACGAAUCUGGGUCUUGGCAUCGAAUGUGUCGCUGCGUAUCAUCUCGGUGAGGCUUCCAGAUGCACUACUGAUUCUCAGCAUCCUGAGUUGUUACCCUGCGGCUAUCUAGUCGGCCACGUGAAAACUAUUUAUCUAGUGCUAUCAGGCUAUUCCUGGCUGGCGGUAGAUACCUUAAUACCGCGUUCCAUCGUUCAGCGGUUGAUCUCUCUCCUGACAGAACAUCGUAGAGUAAUUUUGUGUGGUCCAAGUGGUACAGGCAAGAGUUAUUUAGCUGGAAAACUGGCGCAUGCUCUAGUAGAUGCUGAUAAUGAUACGAAAGAUGCUGCUGCCGUUGCGACUUUCAAUGUCGACCAUAAGUCCAGCAAGGAAUUACGCCAAUAUCUCGCACACAUCGCCGAAAGAUGCGAUUCGAACGCCGCUGAUGAACUACCUAGGGUGAUUAUUUUGGAAAAUCUUCAACACGCAGCAUCUCUGGGCGAACUUUUCAGUGGACUCCUAGGAACUAGGCAUUCAUCGUGUCCUGCUAUCAUCGGUACUAUGAGUCAGACCACUUGUAGCACCACCAACUUGCAAUUACAUCAUAAUUUCAGGUGGGUAUUAUGCGCAAAUCACAUGGAACCAGUCAAGGGAUUCCUGGGACGUUAUUUGAGAAGGAAAUUACUGGAACACGAACUACGCGAAUGCGCCGGGACAAGAAACGCGGAAAUGGCGGCAGUAGUCGAGUGGCUGCCGCGUGUGUGGCUACAUCUUAACAAAUUUCUAGAAACCCAUAGCAGUUCUGACGUCACCAUAGGACCGCGGCUGUUUUUAUCGUGUCCAAUGGAAGUGGCUGGAUCUCAAGUGUGGUUUACUGACCUUUGGAACUACUCAGUAAUACCUUAUCUAGUGGAAGCGGUCAGGGAAGGAUUGACGCUAUACGGAAGACGCGUAAGCGGGAACGGAAAUGGCGAACUAACAUGGGAAGAUCCAGCGCAAUUCAUCACAUCGAGCUAUCCAUGGCUUUCGACGCAUGCUGUGCACGGCGGCAGCGAUGCUCUUCUACGUCUGAGACCCGAAGACGUAGGAUACGAUGUCGUCUCCAGCGGGCACACUUCCGGUGUCGGCGCCUCCAGCGUGAAGAGCCUUGGAAGUACUCACAGUGAUACUGAAGGAGAUCCUCUGCUUAAUAUGCUAAUGAGGCUUCAAGAAGCGGCUAAUUACUCAAGUCCGCAUAGUAACGACAGCGACUCGGUGACAUCUCUCGAUUCAUCGCAUACUCGUCAUUCAGAGGAUUUGAGUAGUUCGACAUCUUCAUCAAGAGGAGUAGAAUCGGCACUCUAAAUUAGCAAGAUAUCAUAAAAAAAAUUCAUCGCCGAAAGGUCGACAUGUGUAUAUGCAUAACGACCGAUCAAUUAAAAAUACUACAAAAAGGUAAGAUCAAUAGCUCUGAGAAAUAAACAAUCAUUCCGAUCGCCGAAUUCAGAGCAAGAGAGAAUUAUUUAUGAAUAAAAGAUAAUUAUAAACAAGGAGUAUCUUUAUAUCAGGGAAAAUAAUCAGUGCAAUGUUUCUUAGAUUAAAACUCAAGAAAGUUUUACAGGUGUCACUAAAUCGUACUUCCGAAUCGAGAUAAGAGCGCAAUUAAACAUUAGCGAUAAUUCCUUAUCAUAAGAAACAUCAAAUUGCACGUUUAAGAACCCUCUGAAAUGCAAUAAGAUUAAAAGAAAUCACAAAAUGCCAGCUAUUUUAAGAUCGCACUAUUUUAAUACCAACAAUAGCUUCGUAAAAAGAAGAACCAAAAGGGAUUUGAGAUGCCUAUAAAAGCUGGCCUAGAUUUAUAGAUUUCUACGUGCAUCCAGCAUCCAGGUGUGAUAUAUAAUAUUAAAUAAGACAAAGGAUAGAUGAUGACAAUUUUUCGUCAAGAAAAAUAGAUAAAUCGAAAGAAAUAAUUCUACG